GUUAGUCAGUGUUGAGUCUCACAGGUUUCAGCCGGAGCGCAACGAACUGGAGUUUAACUGCUGGAAAACAGGCAAAGUCGUUCUGAGACAUAAGCCUGAUUACUUUUUCUGAGCGCUGGUUCAGGGAGAAGCAAAGAGAAAAUCCACAGCGAUCAGUUUGGGCUUGAUGAGAAAGUCAAGAAGUCCCGCUCUUGGAGACACCAGUGGAAUAUGAUUUGAAUCAAGGGAACGCGCACCACUGUUGCUCGCUUACAGGAUGAAUCUCCGCUCGCUUCAUGCCUUCCUGCUGCUGUGGGCCUGGUGCCCCAGCACGCAGAGCCAGUGUGAUAAAUCGCCCGACACCAACAAACUCAACCUCUCAAUCACUUACGAGCUCCCGACGUUCACUGCAGACUUCCCCAUCCAGAACAUGGUGACGCUGGAUGGGAUCAUCUACGUCGGGGCUGUGAACAGAAUCUACGCCCUGGCCCCGAACCUCACUAAGCUGUCGGAGUACCACACCGGGCCUCUGCUUGCGAACCAGACUUGUGGCCAGAUGCUGACCAACACAAGCCGCAGCGGUAGAGUGGACAACCACAACAUUGCCUUGGUGGUGGAGAACAUUUAUGACAAGGGCUUGUACAGCUGCGGCUCUGCAGACAAUGGCGUUUGCCGCCGUCACGUCCUGGAUGACGACAUCAGCCCGAAAACCGUAGACGAACAGGUCUACUGCUUCGCUGACAAGGUAAGGCAAGGCAAGGGCCAACCCAGCGACUCGGAUGUUGUGGUCAGCCCUUCAGGCUCUCAGGUGCUCAAUGUGGAGAGCAACGUCAUCAAGUUUUUUGUCGGGAACUCUGAGAUCCCGGGCAUCGGAAACAUAACGGGCGGCGCAACACAUCCCCAUACCAUUUCCCUGCGGAAGAUGAAGACGAGCCAAAACGGCUUCACCUUCUUCUCCGACCGCUCGUACAUGGACCUGAUUCCGUCUCUGCGUGGAAACUACUACCUGCGGUACGUUUACUCCUUCGACAGUGGACCAUUCACCUACUUCCUCACAGUGCAGCAGGUGAACAGGGACUCCCAGGCCUACCACACCCGCAUAGUCCGUAUGUGCUCCUCGGACCUUGUGAUCCGCCGUUACAUUGAGAUGCCCCUUGAAUGCAUCAGCACCGAUAAAAGGCGACGACGCACCGCGGAAGAUGUGAAUGUGUUCAACAUCCUCCAGGCGGCACACGUCACCAAGGUGGGCAGCGACGUUGAGCUGCAGAGGCAGCUGAAAGUGGAGGAAGGCGACGACGUGCUGUUCGCCGCCUUUGCCCGGGGAAAGCCGAACUCUCCGGAGCCGACCCCGAACUCAGCCGUCUGCGUCAUGUCCCUGAAACACAUCAACAACAUGUUCAAGAUGUACAUGCAGAGGUGCAGCACGAUGGACCCGUAUCACUUCACUGGAUCGGACAAGAAGUCCUGCUACAAUGUGAGUUCGUCGGACGACUGCGACCCACAUGAGGGAAUCCAUGAAGGGAAAGAGGGCAAGUACCGCCUGCAGGUGACCCAGUUUGUCCAGAGGCUGGAGUACUGGCACAAAGAGCUGACCAACACCCUGGUCACCUCUAUCAACGUGGUGCCGGUGCAUGGCCGUGCGGUGGCAUACCUGGGCACCGCCGACGGACGCCACAUUCAGGUGCUGUUCUCCAGAUUUGCGUCUCCUCAUGUGAACGUCCGUCUGGACUCGAGACCCGUCUCCGCCAGCGUGACGCUGCUGGACGCUGACCACUCGGAUGGAGCUCUGCUGAUGGCCACAGGAAACAAGAUCACUAAGGUCCCUCUGAUUGGCCCCGGCUGUGGUCAGCUGACCACCUGUACUUCCUGUUUGCUGUCGUCACGGGUGACCGAAUGUGGCUGGUGUGACGGACGCUGCACCAGAGCCGGCCAGUGUCCCUCCCCCUCCCUCUGGACGCAGGACUACUGCGCACCUGUCAUCACUAAGGUUUUCCCAACGUCUGGACCAAUACGAGGCUCUACGAUGGUGACGGUGUGCGGCCGCAACUUCGGCUUCGACAAGACGGAGAGCUUCAAGCCUUCUCUGGUGACCAUGGAGGUGGCGGGGGCUCCCUGCAGACUUUCCAGACAAGAGAGCAUCAACAGGUGGACUGAGAUUCAGUGUUCCCCAGUGUUCAGUGGGAACUUCACCCCAUCAGGACACACAGUGAAGGUCACCAGUGGCCACAAGGUAGCCAAGAUGGAGGGCUUCACCUUCGUGGACCCUGUGAUCCACGAAAUCUUCCCGACAUUCGGGCCGAAGUCUGGGAACACCAUGCUGACCAUCAGAGGAGCCUUCCUGGACACUGGAAGCAGGCGAGAGGUGACGAUAGGGAAGGCAGCCUGUAAGAUCCAGAGCUUGUCGUCGAGCAUGCUGACUUGUAAGACUCCCCCGCACGCUGUUCCCUCCAAGCAGCCCGUGAAGCUGAUGGUGGAUUGGGUGGAGCGCCACGCCCCUGUGCUGUUCACCUACAACCAGGACCCGAUCAUCAACAGCAUCCAGCCGUCGCGCUCCUUCGUCAGCGGAGGCUGCACGGUGGCGGCUCACGGCUUCUUCCUCCAGUCCGGCCUCCAGCCCCAGAUGGUCCUCACCACCGGUCAGGAUGCUGAGGUGUUUCAUGUGAGCUGCGUGUAUGGCGAGAACCGGACCUCCAUCCAGUGCACCACACCCUCUCUGGCCAAACUGGCUCUGCAGCCGCCCGUGGUCACCAAGGUGGCGUUCGUCCUGGACGGCUACUCGACGGAUCAGUGGGACCUCAUCUACGUGGAGGACCCCCUCUUCCAGGACCCCAAGCUCACCUCAAAGGACAACAAAAGCAUCGUGGAACUCAAGGGUGACCGGAUGGACAGGGAGGCGAUGAAGUGUCAGGUUCUGACCGUUUCCAACCACAGCUGUGAGAGUCUGACUCUGGUUGGAAACACGCUGGAGUGCACCGUUCCCACCGAGCUGCAGGCCGCCACCUCCAAGGAGCUGCAGGUGGAGUGGCGCCAGGCGGACUCCAUCAGGCACCUGGGCAAGGUGACGCUGGCUCAGGAGCAGGACUACACAGGCCUCAUCGUGGGCUGCGUGUGCGUCAGCCUGCUGCUGCUGCUGCUGGGAACUCUGCUCAUGUGGAGGAGAAACAAACACAUCGAUGAUCUGUCUGAGGUGUGGUAUGAUGGCCGGGGUCACAUCCAGCAUCUGGACAGGCUGGCUAACGCGAGGAGCGUCAGCCCCACUAACGAAAUGGUCUCCCACGAGUCAGUCGACUAUAGAACAACCCUGCUGGAGGAUCAGGGCACCGACAGGCCGGAGACAUGCCGGGCUGCUCCUCCCAUCUACGGGGGCAACGGCGAGCUGCUCUCUCCUCGACUGGGGGCACUGGGAGGUGGGAUGGGUCUGGGAAUGGAGGGCGAGCUGGUGUCACCCUUACUGAUGGCCCCGGUCCACAUCGACCCGUCCUGCCUCCACCCAGACCUGCUAACUGAGGUGCAGCACGUGGUGAUCGCCAGGGAGCAGCUGCUGCUCCACCUCAACCAGGUCAUCGGCAGAGGUCACUUCGGCUGUGUUUUCCACGGUACUCUGCUAGAGCCAGACGGCCAGAAGCAGCACUGCGCCGUCAAGUCCCUGAACCGCAUCACAGAUCUGGAAGAGGUGUCCCAGUUCCUGAAGGAGGGGAUCAUCAUGAAGGACUUCAGCCACCCGAACGUUCUCUCUCUGCUGGGAAUCUGCCUGCCGCCAGAGGGCUCGCCACUGGUGGUUCUGCCCUACAUGAAGCACGGCGACCUGCGCAACUUCAUCCGCGAUGAGGGACAUAACCCGACUGUGAAGGACCUGAUGGGCUUCGGACUGCAGGUGGCCAGAGGGAUGGAGUAUCUGGCCAGCAAGAAGUUUGUCCAUCGGGACCUAGCUGCCAGGAACUGCAUGUUGGAUGAGAGCUACACGGUGAAGGUGGCAGACUUCGGCCUGGCGAGAGACGUCUAUGAUAAAGAAUAUUACAGCGUCCACAACAAGAGUGGAGUCAAGCUGCCCGUCAAAUGGAUGGCUCUGGAGAGCCUGCAGACACACAAGUUCACCACCAAGUCGGACGUGUGGUCAUUUGGCGUGUUGCUAUGGGAACUGAUGACCCGUGGAGCUCCACCGUAUUCUGACGUGAACUCCUUCGACAUCACCGUGUACCUCCUGCAGGGGAGGAGGCUGCUGCAGCCCGAGUUCUGCCCCGACGCCCUCUACACGGUGAUGAUCGAGUGCUGGCACCCGAAGCCGGAGCGGCGGCCCUCCUUCUCCGAGCUGGUGUCUCGCAUCUCCGCCAUCUUCUCCAGCUUCAGCGGGGAGCACUACGUCCUCCUCAACACAACCUACGUCAACAUCGACAAGAUGAGCCCUUACCCCUCCCUCCUCGCCUCCUCCUCCACCGCCACCACCGCCUCCUCCUCUUCGUCUUCCUCUUCCGACCCCACCACCUCCUCGUCCCUGCCGACUCAGUCCCCCCUCUUUUGCCACGUGGAGCGAGACUGCUGUACCUGAGAGGGGACAAUGGAGGUGUGAAAGGCAGGCGGGAAAAGACUCAGAGAUUGAGAACGAGAGCAAGGAAGAAAGCAGUGAGGUGAUGAAGAACUACUGUAUGUACUCGCCAAACACUGGACGCUGUCUGCUGGG
Molecule: messenger RNA, 4657 nt
Organism: Chelmon rostratus (copperband butterflyfish)
Lineage: Eukaryota; Metazoa; Chordata; Actinopteri; Chaetodontiformes; Chaetodontidae
Gene: met
Product: MET proto-oncogene, receptor tyrosine kinase
Exons: 21
Coding region: 257-4525 (1422 amino acids)
Biological process (GO): positive regulation of kinase activity; multicellular organism development; cell migration
Cellular component (GO): signaling receptor complex; membrane
Molecular function (GO): ATP binding; transmembrane receptor protein tyrosine kinase activity; protein binding
Source: RefSeq, a predicted model, not a curated record